Molecule: messenger RNA, 774 nt
Organism: Diaporthe amygdali
Lineage: Eukaryota; Fungi; Ascomycota; Sordariomycetes; Diaporthales; Diaporthaceae
Product: gpi anchored serine-rich protein
Exons: 2
Coding region: 1-774 (257 amino acids)
Source: RefSeq, a predicted model, not a curated record
AUGAAGUCUGCUAUCUUCGCUGGUCUCCUGGCUACGGCCAUCGCCACUGAGGUCCAAUCCACCGUCUACCAGACGGAGGAGGUCACCAUCACCUCGUGCGCCCCCACCGUCACGGACUGCCCUGCCCGCUCCACCGAGGUGUCCUCCACGGUCCACUCCUACACCCAGAGCACCGUCUACAGCACCGAGUACGAGACCAUCACCAGCUGCGCUCCCGAGGUCACCAACUGCCCUGCCCGCUCCACCGUUGUGUCCUCGUCGAGCUACAUCGUCAGCUCCACCCUGGUUUCCGUCCCCCCGGAGGCCACCUCGACCUCCGUGUCGCCGGUCGCCUCUUCUCCUCCUGGCGCCCAGCCUCCCCAGGGCACUGGUGUCCCUCCUCCGGCCUCCUCCGGCCUCGUUCCCGGCCCCUCCGGCACUGCUGGUGGCGUUCCUCCUACCUUCGUCUCCUCCAGCUCCCCUCUGACCACCGGUAACCCCGGUGCCCCCGGCGGUGGUGCCAGCGUCUGCGCCCCCACCUACUCCGUCAAGACCAUCUCCACGACCACCGUCAUCCCGACCGUGAUCUACGAGACCGUCAACGUGCCUUGCGCCACCGGUGGCUCCCCUGCUCCUUCUUCCGGAUUCGGCGUCCCUCCCCCAUCCGGUGGUAACGGAACCGUCACUGGCUCCACCCCUACCCCCACCGCCGUCGUCACUGCUGGCGCUGGCCGUACCUUCGGCGUCUCCGCCGCCCUGGCUGGUGUCGCCGGUCUCGUCGCCCUCCUGGCCUAA